CAGAACUCGUACCAGCCGCUCCAAGGCUCAUUCCAUGCCAGUUAUACGUCUGAACCCUUCAAACGUGAUUCUUUGAGCUAUAUUCCUUCUUCCCAUAAUACUCCCAAUAUGGUCAGCUCAUCGUAUUCAUCCAACAACUCCUACAACAAGUACAGUUUCCGGCCCUCACACUCGAUUCCUACCACCAACUUGAACGUCGAUAAUAACGUGAUCCCCAACUUCCAGCAUACCUCGGGCCUGACCAACCAAAACCUUCAACAGCACCAGCACCAGCAACAGAGACCACUGCCAUUGCACCAGCAUUCGUUCACCACCAGCGAUAAUCUGUUGACCAACAUCGUCCCUACACCGCCACAGGCCAUCAACUACGUGACGGAGCCUGAUCACUACAUGACGUACGGAGAGUUUUUCAGUAACUUGUCACUAGCAGAUGGUAAUGACGAGGAACACAUCAACAUUGUCGAUUACCCUGUGAACGACUUGAUCUUGAUGCUUUCAUGCUUGUUGACCAAGAUAAUCGAGGCUAACGAUAAGCUCCAUCCCAACCACUUUGACAGUACCAUCGCCAUUCGCCAGAAGUUGAAGGAGGAAAAGCGCCAGAAGAAGCUCCAGAGGAAGCAGCACCAUCAGCAUCAAGAAGAUCUUCAACAGAAGCAACAGGAUCCCAACAGGAUCAAUGUCAAUGAGUCGAUAAUAGAGGAUGAUAGUCUGGACGGGGAUGAAGAAGAUGAGAUGAAAAAUAGAUACUUGGCCAAUGUGCUUGCAUUCCAUGGAACCAACGUCCCUGGAAUCUCGCUCCAUGCGUAUCUUUCGAGGGUGUUGAAGUAUUGUCCGGUAACAAAUGAGGUGUUUCUUUCACUUUUGGUGUAUUUUGACCGGAUAGCCAAGAAGGCCAACAACUUGAAGAAAGAAGGUGACCCCGACGGCGAGCAAUUGUUUGUGAUGGAUUCGUACAAUAUCCACCGGUUGAUUAUUUCAGGUAUAACCGUUUCGUCUAAGUUCUUUUCUGACAUCUUCUACAAGAAUCUCCGGUACGCCAAGGUCGGGGGCCUACCAUUAGAGGAAUUAAAUUACUUGGAGUUACAAUUCUUAUUGCUUCUUGACUUCAAGCUCAUGAUCUCGGUGGAAGAUUUGCAGAACUAUGGAGAUCUACUUUUGAGGUUCUGGAAACGGGAACAAAUCACCAACGAGUUGGUCCAUAACACUAGCAUUGAUACUAUUCCUCCAAGUACCGAUUCGGGAUCACAGCUCCCAAGCCAACAAUCCAACUCCAGUGAAGUGCAGCCGCAACCUCAGCAGACGCACAGUUAAAAGUCGAUAGACACAAAAGCCCAUGGGGUGUUCAAUUCAUUUAGUAACAUUAGCAUCAGCAUACCGGUCUUUCUUUAUAUUCAGUGUAUGAUCAGAAUAGACGAUAAG
Messenger RNA from Yamadazyma tenuis ATCC 10573, 1419 nucleotides. It is a transcript of the gene PCL7, whose product is annotated as Pcl7p. Lineage: Eukaryota; Fungi; Ascomycota; Pichiomycetes; Serinales; Debaryomycetaceae. Gene Ontology annotation, molecular function: cyclin-dependent protein serine/threonine kinase regulator activity; protein kinase binding. Gene Ontology annotation, biological process: regulation of cyclin-dependent protein serine/threonine kinase activity. Gene Ontology annotation, cellular component: cyclin-dependent protein kinase holoenzyme complex; nucleus. The record is from RefSeq and is a predicted model, not a curated record.